GGAGAGAGACCAAGGAAGCAAGCCGCCUGUGUUAACGUGUGGGGCCCUGCGAGUGGCGCACCCUGGCGCGAGGGCGUUCUCCCUCGGGCGGUUGUUGUGGGACCGCGAAAAGCGCUUUGAGAGCUUGAGCAGCCAUGCGCCUCUUUGCAGCAUGUGCGCCAGGCUUCUGUUGGAAUUGGUUGGUUUGGCUCGAAGGAUGCUGCGUUCCGUUGGGCCAAGGUGGCGUCAUUCCGUGGCUCCGGAAGGGAGGCCUGCAGGCCCGGCGCAUCGCUGCGCCAUCUUGUCCGUGGAAGGAUAGUGUGUUUGACCUUUGUUGUCGGUUUAAAUCCUUUUCUGAGGAAGGUCGGGGCAAGAUGGCGAGCGACUGGCCCCAGGCGUCCCGAGUGCCCAGCUUUGCCCAAAUGCUGAAGAAGAACCUGCCCGCCCAGCCGCCGCCGCCGCAACCUUCUCUGCAGGCCUCGGCUCCCUUGUUUCCGCAGGCAGAGAGCGCCAAAGCUAUGUUUUUACCGGCAGAAACGUCGAACAUUUCCGCCUUGGCUUCCAAGGUGACGAACAUCUCAGGUCAAGUUCCUGACUGCCUAUAUUCCAAAGCAGGACCCAUUGUUCCAAUCACGUCACUUCCUCCCAAGAAAAUUCCGAAGGAAUUUGUCACAAAAUAUAAACGAGGGGAUAUAAACCCAGUGUCUGCUUUGCAUCAGUUUGCACAAAUGCAGCGCGUACAGCUUGAAUUAAAGGAAACAGUAGCAACAGGUAAUCUCUUGGGAUCAUACUUUGCAUUUUGUGCUGUGGUUGAUGGCAUUCAGUAUAAGACUGGAUUGGGGCAAAACAAGAAGGAAUCAAAAUCCAAUGCCGCAAAACUUGCUCUUGAUGAAUUACUGCAGCUAGAUGAGACAGAACCAAAACCUCUAGAAAAUCCAGGUCCUCCCAGGAAUCUUUCAGAAACUACAACCGUAACUGAACCUCAAAGAACAGCUGAAGCUAGCUACAUUUCAAAGUUUCCUUAUGAUGGGCUGCAUCUUGCGUAUGAAAAAAUUUCUCAAGCUGUCAGGGAAACAUUCAACAGUUUGACUGCUAAAUAUCCAGAGUACCAGAGUUGUAGCAGUUCGCUGGCUGCUUUCAUAAUUGAAAGAGUUAGACAGCAUGAAGUGGUAGCUAUUGGAACAGGUGAAUUCAACUAUAGUCAAUGUGGUCAUCCAGAUGGGAGAAUAUUGCAUGACUCUCAUGCUGUUGUUACUGCAAGACGCUCUCUUCUUAGGUAUUUUUAUAGGCAGCUUUUGCUCUACUUCAGUAAAAAUGCUGCCAUGAUGGAUAAGUCCAUAUUUUGCAUUGAGCCAUCUUCAAACUUGCUUGCGCUAAAACCAAACGUAAGCAUAUUUCUCUACAUGAAUCAGUUACCAAAAGGAUCUGCUCAGAUUAAGUCCAGGCUACGCCUCAGUCCCAAUUCUGCAUCUGCAUUUGAAGCUGAUGAGGAACUGUGCCUUCAUGUCGCUGUUGAAGGCAAGGUUUAUCUCACGGUCUACUGCCCUGCUGAAAUUUCUAGAAUAAGCAGCAUGUCUGCUAGUGACAAACUGACAAGAUGGGAAGUACUGGGUGUUCAGGGAGCCCUGCUAAGUCACUUCAUUCAGCCCGUUUAUGUUAACAGGAUCAUUGUUGGGGAUGGGAACUGCCAUGAUACUCGAGGAUUGGAAAUAGCUAUCAAACAACGGGUAGAUGAUGCUCUCACUUCAAAACUGCCCAUGUUCUACAUGGUGAACAAACCUCGCAUUAGCUUGGUACCUGCUGCUUGCGCUGUACAGGUAGAUUUGGAACGCAGAUCUCUUAGUUUGAAUUGGUCCCAAGGAGACUUGUCGUUGGAGGUCGUAGAUGGGCUAAAUGGGAAGAUCACAGAAAGUUCACCCUUCAAAAGUGGAAUUUCAAUGGCAAGUCGUCUUUGCAAGGCCGCGAUGUUAAGUCGUUUCAAUUUAGUGGUUAAAGAAUCAAAGAGAGAUGAUUUACUUAAAGCGGGCACAUACCACGAAGCAAAGAUUAUGGCAGAGUCCUACCAAGGAGCGAAAUACUUGCUGAAAACCUACCUGGAGCAGCAUGGUUUUGGGUCUUGGAUUGUGAAGUCUCCACGUAUUGAACAAUUCAGUAUGUAAAGAUUAAUAUAUCGGCUCCGGAGCUCUUGACUAGUUUUUUGAGUUUCUUAACUUUUUUCAUUGGUUAGUAGUUUUAGAUCGGUACAGUGUCAACUGAUUGCUGAAAAAAAUGUACAUACGCAAAAUAAGUUAGCUAAGUUGUUAAUAUAUGCGGGCCAUUUUUAUUACUUAAGUCUCUUGCCAGUAUAAAGAUAUCUGGCAUUAAAGUAUAGUUUGGUGUUUUAUGUGUGUUAUGCAUUUGCAGUAAUAUAUUUUUAAUUGAUUUCUCAUACUUUGAAUACGAAGCUUUAAAAUAAGUGAGGCUGAACAAUGUAAAAGUGGAGAAUUGUGUGCUGGCAAUAAUUAUUUUGCCAGGUUCAGUGGAAGUUACCAUGUCAUCACCUUGUUUUAAAGAUUGGUUCCUUCUCUUCUGGCCUUAGAAGCCACAAUUUUCCUUAUUAAUCAUCAUUAAACUCUGUGGGCUAUAUAUUUUUUCAGUUGUGGGCAGUCAAGUUUAAGCCUGUAGGAAACUACAGCAGUAGAAAACCCCACAAGCACAGUGUCAAACCAAAUAUGUGAUCUACUCAUGGUACGUUAUGGAAAACAGGCCUGCAAGCUUUUCAAGCCCAGUAUUUUGUGCAUAAUUGUGUUUGCAUUUGGAAACAACUUGGAAAUUGUAUCAGGUGUCUUAAAUAUUUCAUUUGCAAUUUGACUUCAGAGAUGAUGUUGACGACUUAAUGUCCUUUUCCCUCUAAAAUCCUUAAGACUGAAAGGGUCUUAAUCACAUACCGUAGUUUGCCAUUAAAAUUAAUCUUUACCCAGCUUCAUAAAAGUUGUGUGUGAUACAUCCAUUUCCGAGAACUAGCAAGCUCACAAAUGUUCUACUGCUUCUGUGGUCCAAAUGGUAAAAAUGUGCAAACCAGUAGCCAAAAGGAUAUAUUUAAUGCCAUUUCAUUGAAGUUGGUGUCACCCCUGCAGGAGUUGGUUUAUAUAUGGGCAGGUAUCUUGGAAAAGGCAUUUAUUGUGGUUAAGCUAUUUCAAGAGUCAUCAUAAUCUAAGUUUUUGAAUCAAAGUGAAGGAAGUUUCAUGUAUAUUGGCAGUCAAAUGCUAUUUGCCAGGAACAUGCUUGGAACUGAAUGGCUAUAAUGUAUAUAUGACUGGAGAGUCUUUGCUGGCCACAAAGCAAAGAUGGAUCUGUACAGUUGCACAAACAACAGGGCAAACAACUUUUAUACCAUGUGAAGCCACUGCCCCCCCGAAUAUUUUCACAGCACACCUUCAUUGUGAUACUUUUGUGAAUGAAACAGGCCUCAGCAUCUGAAGACUAGCCUGACCUACGCUGUAACUUUUUUUUAAAAAAAGGGGGUGGUUUGACUCGCUGUUUUCUGAUUCACAUUUAGAGGCUUUGAACAGUAAGAUGAGAUUUCUAGUUUUUUAAUAGGAAUUAUCCCGGGUAGCCUGCAUGGUGCUUUCCAGUUGGCUUACAAUUCCCAUCAUCCCUGACCACCAGCCAUGCUGACUGGGCAUACUGGGAGUUGUAAGUUCAACAACAUCCGAGGGGCAUCACUUUGGCUGCUCCUAAAUUAGUGUGUGUUACUGAGCAAUAACUUUUAGCCCGAUGAAGAAAUAAAUGUGUUGGGGGUUUUUUUUUUUGUUACAUUGUGGGUUUCCCCCCCCCCAAUAAAACUUGGGUUUUUUUGCUGAGAAUUGUUGUUUGACUUGUGUGGCUUGAAGUAAUAAUAAUGUGUUCCUUUUCUCUGGAAAGCUUGAUCCCCGCUGCCGCCCCCGUUCUUAAAGCCUAUU
Podarcis muralis (Common wall lizard) is the source of this 3920-nucleotide messenger RNA. It is a transcript of the gene ADAD1, whose product is annotated as adenosine deaminase domain containing 1. Gene Ontology annotation, biological process: RNA processing; adenosine to inosine editing. The record is from RefSeq and is a predicted model, not a curated record. Gene Ontology annotation, molecular function: double-stranded RNA adenosine deaminase activity; tRNA-specific adenosine deaminase activity; adenosine deaminase activity. NCBI's taxonomy places the organism in Eukaryota, Metazoa, Chordata, Lepidosauria, Squamata, Lacertidae. Gene Ontology annotation, cellular component: nucleolus; cytoplasm.